Toxorhynchites rutilus septentrionalis is the source of this 2928-nucleotide messenger RNA. Its product is annotated as protein Wnt-1-like. Gene Ontology annotation, molecular function: cytokine activity; frizzled binding. The record is from RefSeq and is a predicted model, not a curated record. NCBI's taxonomy places the organism in Eukaryota, Metazoa, Arthropoda, Insecta, Diptera, Culicidae. Bases 826 to 1998 code for a protein of 390 amino acids. The transcript is spliced from 8 exons. Gene Ontology annotation, biological process: multicellular organism development; neuron differentiation; canonical Wnt signaling pathway. Gene Ontology annotation, cellular component: extracellular region.
UCAGUUCAUUCCUAACUUCCGAGCGGUUUGGGCGCUUUCUCGAGUCUGUGUGUGCUUCCCCACGACGACGAUGCAGAAUUCAAUUGAUCUUCAGAUCUCCUGAUGUUGAAGUCAUUUGUUUUGGAAGCAAUUUCAUAAAUGCCCAAUUGUUUGUACCAGUUCUUUAUUGGGGAUGCAGCUCUUCCACAAUUAAUGACGUUGUGUGCUGUGUUUAAAUAAAAAAAAUCUUUGUAAACAGUGACGAAAAAUUUCGCGUGGUAUUAUAGCGAGUGUAAACAUCCUUCCAAAUCCUCAAUAUAAUAGUCAUUGAAUGUGGAAGAUGAAUAUUGAAAACAAUAUUUUCAUGGAUACAUUUAUCAGAUUCGUGAUAACGGACAGAACCUUUAAUCUCUCUAUCUGACCAGGGACAAAAGGAACCCCGUAGUGCAUAAUCCCUAGCUGACAAAUUGGAAUCAAGUACUUUGUCGUUCGUGAAAGGUUAAAAAAGUGAACAGCAUCCAUCCAUGGGAAGAAAGAGUGCGUGACAACAGUAUGUGAAAUCAAAACCAUUUCAAGCGAGCAAACGAGUGUUUAUGGACCCACCGAGCACCAAACAUCUAGGUGUAUUACUUCGACGAUUUUCAAACAUUGAAAAGAAAACUCCAUUCGGACUUGAAGUUCCGAUCCGACGAUUAACUGUGAAUCCGUUUUGUACAGCAAGCUGCCGGCAGCAACGCGGGAAAGGAACAAAAAGUUCGUUAAACAACACCGGUAUCUCCAAAAAGAUUUUUUGGUCCGUUGAAAUGGCAUAUCAUUAAUAUCCGAUGAAUAGCACACGAGUGGAAAAUGGUGAAGCAUAAGAGAUUCUUUUGCUUCCGACUGUUGAACAUUUGCUCUGUGUUCCACGCGUGGCCAGCGGUACGUGAGACCGCCAGCGGUCAAUUCAGCGGCAAUGCAGUGCAACGAAAGUCGAUUCAGCUGCUGCUGAUUCUGCUCGUGUACUUCAAUGGAUUUACGAACGGCAAGUGGUGGCGGGUGGCCGAUCUGUCGCUAGAUGUUAAGCACUUUCACCGGGAUAACCGCAGCUACGAUAUAUGCAACGAGAACACUUAUUUCACCCAGCACCAAAGGGAAAUCUGCUACAAUAAUCCGGAACUGUUGAAGGUUAUUGUGAACGCAGCGAACAUUGCCAAAUAUGAGUGUCAAAGCUAUUUUCAAAACAGCAGAUGGAAUUGUUCCGUCAAGGACGGAACGGAAAUAUUAUACGGCAAUCUUGACGAUAAAGGGAACCGCGAAACAGCAUAUUUGAGUGCAAUCAACUCGGCUUCCCUCGCUUGGACUAUCACCAGGUAUUGCACCAAAGGUGAACUAACUAUGUGCACAUGUGACCACAUACAACGCAAAAAGCACAGCAAAUGGACCUGGGGCGGAUGCUCUGAAGAUGUCAAUUACGGUAUCAAACAAUCGCGCCAGUUUAUCGACCCGCCGGAGGAUCGUACCACAAGCUUAGGUCUGAUGAGUCUGCACAAUAACGAGGCUGCUCGAAGAACCCUACGUGCUAAGAUGCAGAAAGUGUGCAAAUGUCACGGAAUGUCCGGAUCGUGCACCACUCGCGUCUGCUGGCGACGCUUACCGCCAAUGAAAUCGAUGGCAGACACAUUGGGAUCGAUGUUUGAUGCCGCAGCUCUAGUCAAACCGGUUGAGAACAAAGGUGUCAUUAAGAAGCUGAAAAGAAAGGACUCCCAGUACAAGAAAGUGAACAAAUCUGAUCUGGUAUACAUAUCCGAUUCACCCGAUUACUGCGAAGAAAACGAAAGCCUCGGAAUAUUCGGCACUAGAGGACGCUUCUGCAAUCGGACCUCCUACGACAUUGAAGGUUGCCGGCUGCUGUGCUGUGGCCGUGGAUACCAAACCCGAAUCCGGAAUGUCGAGGAGAAAUGCAACUGCAAGUUUGUUUGGUGCUGCUCGGUGAAGUGUGACACUUGUAGUGUUCGGAAAGACGAAUACAUUUGCAACUGAAGACGAACAACGAUAGACAAUUAUUUGUGCCGCCCAUCAAAUCACCAUCACCAUGCUAAAAAAUCAACCAACUGCAUAAGCGUGAAGCGAAAUUGAUCGAUGUAAGAUAUGCCAUUUGCGAUUAGAAUAAAUAUUCACACUCACAGUCAUUUUUGCAUCAUUUGAAAAUGCCAUUCGUUUGAAGCUUUUGUAUAUUUUCGAGAAAUAUUCGACAUCUAGUAUUUAAUGUAAGUCAGUUUAUGAAAUGUUCUCUUUGAAGGCAAUAUCCUGAGACGAAUUAAAUCAGCAACCGUUUCUGCAUACAUAAAACAUGCUAUUGCUGCUUGUUAAGGCUCAAUAUUUUCGAGAAAACGAAAAAGUAAUUGCAUUGUCUAGAUGUUUCCAGUAUUUUUAUAAUAAUUAAGCAAUAAGAGAACAUUUGCACUCUGUGAUUUCUUUUUGUUUUGUAGUAUUGAUUUUAUUUAACAAUCUAGUGGAAGUUUUAGCCGGUAAGUGUAUUGUGUAAGGAUAGUAGGUGAGCCAAUAAACCGAGUCGGUGAAAGGUGGUUUAUCGGUAACACCAAAUCAAAGAAAACAGAUAUCUUCAUCUCCUUCGAAAUAACAAUGCAAAUCGUAAACAGUGACAAGAUAUAACCAAAUAUGUCUUGCUGAAGGUUUUCUCUCUCGUGAAAUGAAUCCAAAGUAGUAUUUAGCCAUGAUGUAUAAAUCAGAUUAUUGUCUCUGAAUCUGACCAUUUGUAUAAGUAUAACAAGAAAUCAAUGAAUAAAUGAGAAAAUAAAGCUGAACGCACUCUGUAAUCAUGCUAACUGUUCGAGUUUGCUUUCUAUACACGAAUCCAAGUCUCUUGUGACUAAUUGCCCAAUAAUUCCCCAUUCGUUUUGUUAUUUCCCAGCGUAAUAAAUCAUUCAAAGUGAUUUCAACGAUGCGUAA